This is a messenger RNA of Coccidioides posadasii C735 delta SOWgp, 795 nucleotides long. The record is from RefSeq and is a predicted model, not a curated record. NCBI's taxonomy places the organism in Eukaryota, Fungi, Ascomycota, Eurotiomycetes, Onygenales, Onygenaceae.
AUGCCGCGAACUCGCACUGAGAAGACAAUGUCUUCUCGUCUUCUUACUAUGAAAUUUAUGCAACGCGCUGCCGCGUCCUCUGGCGGCCCAGCGACCCCUUCCAGCCAAACAUCCACGGUCGACGCCGAAACUUCAACGCCUUCACCGAAACGUCAAAAACUGUCCAACAAUGCAUCGCGUUCGGACAUGAGGGCGAUAUCAGCCGCUAUCAGAGCCGAAGAGGAAAAGCGCGCCGCAGCAAUCGCGAAGCAAGCAGCCGAAGCCGGAGAGACCCAAUGGGUCCUUGAAUUUCCUGCGCGGGUGAUAAGCAACACGCCAACGCCGACAGUGGUGACAACAGCAGACCUGAAUGAUACGGAUGAAGAACUCGAAUACGGCGGUCGAAGAAGUUAUGGAAAUUUUAAGAAGAAGACAAAAACUCCGGUUCGUUCCGUCAUUGCAAGCCUGAUAGUGCUCUUCUAUGUCUCUGGUCUAUUCUUCCCCUGGUCACUCGCUAACACAAAUGAACAAAUAAAGGCAUAUGCCACAGUUGAAGAAAAGCAAGGCGAAGCUGCUGAGUCUUCGGAGCAAGAUGAAGUGUUAGCUCUGAUUCGUUCAGCACAACCUCAGGAACAGUCUAAACGAAACAACCGUGGACAGUCCAAUCGCCAAAACCAAGAUCGUGCGCGUAAAGGUAUUAGCUCUGGUGGCGGCCGGCAGUCUGAUGAAGUCGAUUUACGCAAACUCAAUAGCAUAUCCGGUGGAAUGUCAAGGGAAAAAAAACCGGCCGGCGGUAAAAGGAAAGAGUUCAGAUAG